AUGGAGAAGCUCACAUUAAACUGGUCAAACGUCGAAUCUGUGCCUGAGAAGUACAUACUCCCACCCGAAGAAAGACCUGGUGAUAUCAAAAUCCCAAUCAGCCACAACAUUCCAGUGAUUGAUCUCAGUGAAGCACAGAAUGGUGAUAGAACAAAUACAAUUCAGAAAAUUAUGAAAGCUGCAGAGGAGUUUGGAUUCUUUCAGGUUAUCAAUCAUGGAAUUGCGGAGAAUGAAAUGAAGGAAACAAUGAGUGUUUUUAAGGAGGUGUUUCAGUUGCCUGAUAAGUACGAGCAUAACUUGUAUCCUGAUGACUCUACUAAGACAUGUAAGAAGUUUACAAGCUCUUACAAUUAUGAAACUGAAAAGGUUCAUUAUUGGAGGGAGUCUCUUAGACACCCAGCUUAUCCUUUGGAGGAGUGGCAACACUUGUGGCCUCAAAAUCCAAUUUCAUACAGGAAACGUGUUGGAGAUUUUUCGGUUAAAAUUAAGCAGUUGGGUUUGAGGAUCAUGAAUUUGAUUAGUGAAGGACUUGGUCUAGAAUGUGGAUAUUUUGACGACGAUCUUAGCGGAUCAUUGAUUAUCUCUGCUAAUCAUUAUCCACCAUGUCCUAAUCCGAAUUUAACGCUUGGUUUAAUCAAACACCGUGAUGCUUACCUCAUCACCAUUUUACUCCAAGAUAAUAUAUCUGGUCUUCAAGUAUUAAAAGAUGGAGAAUGGAUUGGUGUUGAGGCUCUUCCUCAUGCAUUUGUCAUCAAUAUCGGUUAUACCUUAAAGAUAAUCAGUAAUGGUAAGUUACAAAGUGCCGAGCACAGGGCUGUGACAAAUUCAACUCAUGCUCGUACGUCUGUUGCAUUUUUUAUAGCUCCAUCAGGUGAUUGUUUUAUAGAGCCAGCCCAAGGUCUCAUUGAUGAACACAAUCCACCUAUUUUUAAGUCAUUUAAAUUUAAAGAUUUCCUCUCACGAUUCUUUGAAAAGCUUGGUGACGUGGAAAAAGUCAUGAAAUCCUUUGAGGAACCAGAUAGAAUAUUAUGA
This is a messenger RNA of Lathyrus sativus (Indian pea), 1032 nucleotides long. The record is from the annotation of a GenBank genome assembly. Lineage: Eukaryota; Viridiplantae; Streptophyta; Magnoliopsida; Fabales; Fabaceae.